CGCGAGAUCAGAUCGCCGGGGGGGAAGAAGAACACGACCACGCGGCAAAAGGUCGUCGUCGAUUCCUUCGGAGUGACCUCACAGGCUGAGUACGAGAGUUUUCUCCAAGACAUCGGGCACAACAACCAACGAGGACGCGCGAGCGACCACUUUGCCGUCGAGGAAUUCAGGAAGCAAAACACCGCCUUGAAACAAUUGGCGAAAACGCUUUUCGCCGUUCUGCAGCACGCGGCCUUUGUGGAAAUAUCCUGUGCAAAAGUAUCGUACUCAUAUUGCAGUCAUGCAUUACAAAUCUUCUUUAUAAGGUAAAUCCGCAUUACAAAUUUUAUUUCUCAUGCUCAAUGCAUUUAUACGAGUACGAUACUUUUGCAGUUCAUAGGAAAACUGGCCUUAUGAUUUGGUGGUGUCAGCCAGUAAGGGAGAAAACAUCGUGCGCCAAAUGCUGCAAGAUUCGUUACUGGCCUUGUCGUCGUCUCCGCGUGUUCGUGGGACUCCUGCCACCGCGUCCACCGGUGACACGCGGGCGCUCGGCCAAGCUGCAGUGCAGAGGACACAAAGUAGAGGAGAAAACUAUUUGGACGAAGACUUGCGACAAAAACCAACUGGCGGAAAGCAGCAGCUGCGGCUCCCACCGCCGUUCUCGCUGCUCCUCAUAAACGGCUUCGAAAACACCCGGGAGCACAUUCUUUCGCUCGCAACUCGUCAGCGAAUCGAGCUUUCGGCGCAGGAAAGUGGUGUCGUGGCACGACACCGACGUCUCAACGACAUGGACGAAGAGUUACCAACUGAAAAAGUUCAAGUUGUCGCUGAGUCUGGAUUAGAGGCAUCUCAAUACUAAACUAUUCCGCAUUUUUGAACUUAUGUUCUCCUUCUUGAUCCUUGCACAAGGCACGAACCAGUUCCUUUUGAUGCAAAAUUUUUCGUUGAGCCCCGACCCGGAGCGUGUGCAGCAUAUACAACAGCACAGUGACUUCACUAUUUCCACUCUAUUCAUUGCCCAGAACUAGACUCGGCAGACAUCUUUCCAUUGCAUACCAAGAUGUCGAAAACGAAGUGAUGAAUUCAUUUAUUAACGCCUACAUCAAUGCCUUUUCCUUUUCCGCCGCCUCCGCAAACAGCCAGAUCUGUCACCGCCUGAUAGUGGAAAUAAAGUUCCCAACUUUCCUCCGCUCGCCGCCCUCCGCCCAUGGGAAUCCUGCCGACGAAGUUUGCCUCAAGCUAUUGAUGCACCAAGCGAAUUUUCUUGGUCUUUACCUGCAGCAUUCCGGCCAGAUUGAUAACGACGCGCCAGGGCGAAGAGCUAUUCGCGAGAAGGCCUACCGGCCGAUGUUCGAUGAGUACAACAGGCAUGCAAAACAGACCGGUGCCACGUUGUGCAAGCAGGCCGCGCUGCUGUUCUUGUUGACCAAGCGGGCUUGGUUCGAGAGUGUGGCGAAACAAGAGAUUCUGCACUACGUUCAAUCGGAACGCGGUCGCGCUGUCCUCACGAAACUGCUAGCUGACGGCGUGGUGUCGGUUUCCCAGCAGGAGAAGGAGGACGUAGCUAACGUUUUACGGCAACUAGUAGAGACCGUGCUCGACGAACGUGUCUUCUCUCUUGCGGAAAACGACGAGGAGGUGCCGGCAACACACAGCAUGUGGAUGUCGUUGCUGAAAAGCGCAGCAUUGCAAAAAGCGCCGACCUACGAAAUUGUCAAGGCUCUGAAGCUGCUCCAAGACGAAUCCGUACAACCUCCACGGAGUAGUUCUGGUGUACUGGGUAGUGCUGACGUCAUGUUGGCGGGGAGCGGUAGUUCAUUCCUGGGGAUGGUAGCACCGUCCUCGGGCAACUCCCAUGUUGACAAGGAAGUACGAGGACCGAAAAUCUUGCGCCGCUUGGUGUUCACCAGCCAUGGAGGGAAGAACACCGAGACUGGCGAAAGCAACCAGGACACGAAACAGCGGGCGGCGAGGCACUUGGUGAGCGAUCUGGGCGGCGAAGGCGACGUUCUGGUGUUCGAUUCCUACGAGCUUUUUUCCCACACAAUUGAGCGGAAAAUGGAUCCGACUGCAGAGGGGCAGAAGGAAAAAAUCUCUGUGUCCCCCCCGGAAAAUCUCUUCCAAACACAGAAACUGCAGCUGAAUCCCGACACGCACGGCAAUCCGGUUUCCUUGUACGACGUUCCCGCAUGGACAGGGGUGAGCACCCGACUGCCGGGAAGGCCCGGAUUCCAUUCAGGAUCGUCGUUUGCCAGCUUGCUGGUGCGCUGGGCAGUGGAGGAUGAUGAUGAACAUGAAGAAGUACCAGAGGGCUUGUUACCGUGGUGGAGCCUCCAUGACGAGAAGCAACGCGCGUGGUGGUUGGAGCGGUUGCGGGAGCGCGACAGUGCACGCCUCCUGCCGGUAGAACAGGACACUUUGGCGCGCAUUGAUCUGACCGUGUCGCGACGUACUGGAUCCACGCUCUCCUGGCCCGUGGAUUUUUACGUCGACUUCGUGGAGAGGAGCUUGCGUGGUCGUCGUGGAGGUCCAGACCAUAUUACGCAUCAGUGGGAGCCGCAAAACCUCCAACUGAGGUCGGGCAACAAGCGAUGUCGAAGUCGAAGAAGUAGUGCGCACUCUAUUACUAGUUUGCGCCGGAGGCUCGCGAGCCAGCACCUCAUGCUGACCACGACAGGAGAUAUGCAAAAGCGAAGGGACGACCGCGACCGAGGUCUUCGGAAGUAUCCAGGAGCCCAUGAGCUAGCGCUUAGCAGGGAGCUUCAGAAGCCCUUUCUCGCGCCGAAGACGAAGAGAAGACGCCAGAAGAGCAAAGCCAGAGCAGCCUCCGUAGCUCCGCGGCAGAGUGCCGUGAGAGACCUGUCAACAGUAGAACGCCAAUGCUCGCGACGAGGAGAGCCUGGGAACGACGAGGGGCCACAGUUGAUUGCGGACGCAGAUCCAUUUUUUCAAGUUUUGUUGGGUUACGGGGGAGAUGUCUGUACGACACCGGCUACUUCUUUGCAUUGGCACUUCGCUCCCCACUACAGGGCUUACAAUAAAAUGACACAAUCAUCGCAAACCGAAAGUAGUAGCUCUGUGGCUCUGGGACUGGGAGUUUCUUCCUGUCCGGCAUCGCUUACAAGAACAAACGAUCGCCCUGGUUUAUUCGAUGCUCCCGACUCUUGCCAUAUCCAAGACAGGCUUUAUUCUUGGUUGGCGCCGUGCGACCAGGCCGAAGUAGAGGAAGUUAGAGCCCUCUAUCCCGCCGUGGGCGACCCCGAGCAAAAGUGGCAAGCCCCGGGGAGAAUCACAAGGCUCUUUCGCCCCACACGAAGCGAUCGUAUGGUCUUUGGACGUAGUGGAUGCUCAGUUUUUUCGCGCAGUAGUUGCAAGAUCGACAAAAGCAGCUGGACCCCCGCGCUCGGCGCGCAGACGAUGCGGAUGCGUCUUUAUCACGUGCUAAACAGUGCAGACAACCUCGCCGGUAUUCUUCGCGACGGCUUUCGAGAGGAUUACGCAACGACGAUGCUCUUGGGGAGAGGGGUCUAUUUUUCGACAGAAAUGGACACGCCACUGCUUUUCGGAGACAAGUUCGUCGCCUACGAGCCGCCACUGCCGUUGGCUUUAGCAGGGGAUGCGCAAGAACAUGUUGAUCGAGGCGGCUUAUCUUCUGCGAAGGUUGUUGUACAACGCCCGGCUGCAAAUGCACAAGACGAGUACGUUGUCAGCGAUAAAUCUGAGCGAGAAAGAAGGAAUAUCAGGACUUACAAAAAGUAUCUGUUUAGCGCCAUGAUGACGGGUGUGAGCAGCCUGGGACCACGACGUGAAGGCAAUUCUAUAAGUGGCGCGCCAGCAUCUCCAGUGCCGUCAAAUACUGCUCAGCCUCUUGUGGGAAAAGAUUACAAGCGCCCCCUGCCCACCCCCUUGUGCCCGAUUUUCCCGGCGAAGUGGGAAAAGAGGCACCGGAAGCAAAUAGACAUGGAGUUGCGUCAGCACCCCGACGAGGACGACGAGUUACUCUUUUUUCGGCAGCGCCAAGCGACUGCAAGCCUGGAGAUGGCACGACACACAAUAAUGGAAGAAAUUUCGUUUGAAAGUAGAGAGCGGCCUUACAAGCUCUUCGAUCGGAGGGUGUGGGACGCGGUCGCGCUUACUGCGGGUACUACUAAAAACGUUGCGCCUUUUGCAGAGUCAGAGACGCGGACAACAUUGAACGCAGCCACAUCGGUGGUAAAUUCUGGCUCAAGAGCAGACGCAAUGUAUGUAGAGGGACAACGUCGAGAGCAGGAGCAAGAUGCGUUUCUGAAGCUUCUAACGGAGGAAAUUUACUUCGGCCCGGAGUGCCUAUGCAGCCGAUUUUUGAAAGUCAAAGAAAGACCGCGAGCCAGCUCGGGUUCGAUUCCACCGGCCAGCUACCUGGAAGAAGACAAGCUGCGUCACGAUCCACGGUUCGGUUUUCGCCAAGAUUUGGCCGGGGGUCCCGCGUGCUUUGGAACAGGGCCAAGCCUCCAGGAGAUGGAGAUGGCAAAUUUAUUCGCGGGUGAGGUAGGAAAUAACAAGACAGCCAAGAAUAAGAUGAAUACCGCUGGGGGAAAAACACAAAAUGUAGUCACCACACCUUCGGAUAAUGUUGGUAAAAAUCACGACGACGAGGAGAAAAGUGCGGCUGAUGAAAUCUUUUCUCAAUUCUACGACCUGGCAGUGCAGAACGCCCAGGUGGACGUCGAUGACGUUUUUCUAGCACCAGAAGCUGAUGCUGACGAGGUUGACUCGCAGAAGACGUUGCGGUUUGGCGAGGAUUGUGAAGAGGACGACCAGGGGAGCAGCGCGGGCGAGACCCGACCCGCAGCGACCGGAACAGAAGCAGUAGCAGUAGGAAGAGGAGCACCAGAGCAAGCGCAACUCCACCCUGACCACCGCCCGCCGGUCGUCCAACUGCGACUGAACAAAACGCCGCGCAGUUUGUUGCUGAAAAUGCUGAUCACCGGCGAGGAGCCGGAAGUUUUGCAAAAGUUACCCGAAACGAGUAGACUCUCCUUCUACUCCUUUGUACACAUAAAGUUGUUGCAGUGGUUUUUCGACCACUCGGAAGCCGUGAAAACAGCACGAGAAGUCGGAGCGUACCAAGUGCACAUCAAGACUAAGCGUACAGAAGUGCUGACCACUACGGAUGCACCUGCCGGAAAGGCGACAGACUGGAGUCUCAAAGACGGAACCGAACACUACGUGGUGGCGGACUACACGAGGGUAAAUGGGUUUUUGUCCGACCCCCGCAUCGUAGAGCUGGAAUUUCAGCAGUGAUUACUAUAGUAUGCAUCAUAACAAUACGUGGUAGAGUGUUGACGACAUAACUACUGUGUUUUUU
Amoebophrya sp. A120 is the source of this 5326-nucleotide messenger RNA. The record is from the annotation of a GenBank genome assembly. NCBI's taxonomy places the organism in Eukaryota, Dinophyceae, Syndiniales, Amoebophryaceae.